AUUGCAUACGGAACUAAUACAUCGAUCGUUUCAAUUCUUUCAAGUACCGUAAUAGUUGCAAAAAAAAAAUAGAAUUUGAUCUCAUUUCUCUCGAGUUUACGGAGCAGACGCCAUAUCAAAAAAAAAAAAAAAAAAAAAAUCGUGAAUGGCGCGCGUUAAGUCGGGAGAGGAGGAAUCAGAACAAUUCUCUUGUCGUUUGACAAGCACGAGCGCCGAUUUAUGAGAAACUAUAUAUAUAUAAAUAAUACCUGUUUGUGUAUAUAUACAUAUAUGAUGUUAUGUGGGGGAGGCGAAAAAGUGUGAAAAAUUGUCAGUGACUGUUCGCCGGUCGAACUGUCAAGUUGUGUCUCUUUGUUUCGUCGCGUGUUUAAAAAAAAAAAAAUCUUACAUUACAUCUGUCAAAAGUGAAGUGUAUCUUUUUUAGUGUUUUCAUCACAGAAACCAAAGUCUUUACUGACAAAGGAUUAUAAAUUCUAUCAAAAUGAACAAUAAAAAGACUGUAGAACAUAUUGUGCUGACACCAAAAUGCAAAACAGCCAAUUCCACAACGUUAAUGAUUGAACGACACGAAUUAGAUCCUCCAUCAGAAAAUGGUGAUGAGAAAAAUGUUCACGUCGCUGGAGGAGAUCAUAAAGGAAUUGUCAUCAAUAAACAGGCCGCAAAUGUGAUGAAUGGAAUAGGAAAUCCCGCACAUCUUUGUCUUCAAUUUCGUGUGUUUCUUGUGAGUGGACAAACUGGAAAACACACUCAAGAAUCGAGAACAUUGCAAUUUUGGUUUGUAAAAACACUUCCUGAUCAGGAACAGCCGCACAUUGCACAAGAAUUUUUUCGAGAAUUAGUCAGUCCACAAGAAUUUCCAAGAGAUUACGUUGGCUUUAUAAAAAAGAUAAUGAAACUGAUGCAGCACAAAUAUCCAACUAUUCAAAAAUUAGAAGUCGAAUUAAAACAACUUGCAGAUCCAAUAGAUCUUCCAGCGCGACCACUUUCGUCAGACGAGGCGUCUCUUCAAGUAAUUGAACUCACGGUGGAAAAGGUCCUUGAGUUAAUCGAAUCCGCUUAUCCAAAUCCAGUAACCGUUGUCGAUUUAGCCAAGGAUCAUGGUUGGGAGACAUCGGCAGUGGAAGCAAAACUAAACGAGUUACAAGAAAAAGGAGUCGUAAAAGCAAUGGAACAUGGAGCUUUUACGAGAGUUGUUCACCAAGACACUCAAGUCAAAGUGGUCAAACAAAUGCCAACAAUGGCGAGUUCGAAGCAACCGACAAUUGCAAUAAUUACGGCACAAUAUUGCGAAAAAUUGGCAGUUGAUUCGAUGAUUGAAAAUAAAGAGACAUUUGUUCGUUACACGACAGUUGGUUCGAUGAAUUCUCCCGAUGCCCCUGAGGGAACACCACGAGUAACAUGCCGUUUUGGAGAAUCAAAUGUUUAUACUUUGGGAAAUAUUGGAGCGCAUAGAAUUGUUUGCACAAAACUUCCAACUGUUGGUCAUACCAGAGAGGCAAUGACUGCUGCCGGAAAUACAACAACUCGUUUAUUAGGAACAUUUCAAAAAGUGGACUUUGUUUUUCUUGUCGGAGUUGGCGGUGGAGUUCCUCAUUAUACAGAUUAUGUGAAACACGUGAGAUUAGGUGAUGUCGUAAUUUCUCAUCCGACUCCUCUCAAUAAGCAAUAUGUUUAUGUUUAUUGUGAGAGCGCAAAAAUGAACGAAAAUGGCAAUUAUCAUUUUGAAACUAAAGAAUAUUGUCCAUCGAAUUUGUGUCUUCAGGAAAUUGCCGCCAAUUUGAAAAAUCAAGCCGAGAACAAUUCAAAUCCUCCCUGGCAAACUUAUGUAGAGGAAGGAUUGAAAUCGCUGGGUAGUCAAACGGAACAUGACUUUAAGGCACCUCCACCGGAAACUGAUAAAUUAUACAUGGCAAUCGGUGACAAAGGCGUGAUCGAAGUGGCACAUCCCAGUGCUCCUCAAGAUUCUUCAAAUUUAAGAACGGAUGGCUGUGCUCGCAUUCAUUUAGCGCCUGUUGCCUCCGGUCGACAAAUUGCCCGGGACGAUCAGUUGCGACAAAAAUUUGCAUCACGCUUUGGAGCUCUUGCUUUUGACGCUGAAAUGGACGCAGUCGUUGAAAGUAUUUUGGGCAAUUGCCGCGAUAGUUUUGCUGUUGUUCGCGGUAUUUCUGAUUAUAAAGAUGGAUCGCGAUUCAAAGAAUGGCAACCGUACGCUUCACUUGCCGCAGCAAGUGUUGUUAAAUCAAUUAUCUGCGCCAUGGAUCCACCAGUAAACGCUUAGAUUUAUUAUCAAAUCUAAAUAAUAGGUGCACAAAAAAUCUCGUUUCAAAAUCAUUUUCAUACAAAAAAAAAAAAAAAAAAAAAGUCACGUGGGAAAAUAGGAAGCACUGAAUCAGGAAAAGAGAUUUUUCUUUAAAUUAUUUAAUAAGAAAAAAUAAGAAGAGAAAAGAGCUAAGAAAGUUUUAUCUAAUUCUUUCAGAAAUAACUUUUUCAAUUAUUUGCCUCAAGUUCUGAACGUUCAAAUGAACGAAAAAUUCAUUAACUACUUCAAAUUUUAUUAUAAAAUAUCUAUCUGUAUUUAAAAAUACAUUAAUUUUUUUAUUUUUCGUUUCCAUUGUUAUUUUUUUGAAAAAUUUAUAGACAAAAAAAAAUAUUUCGUUCAGAACUUUAGAUACAUGCAAUUUUAAUUUAUUUUUAGUAAAAUGAUUAGAUUCGAGAUUUUUAGCUAAAAUAGCUGAAAAAAAUAGGAUACAUUCGAUGUAUUGUAGAGUAAAUUAUUAUUAUUAUUAUUAAUCGCGAUGAUUGGAAAAAAGAUUUUGUCUGCAGAUUCUCUGCAGAAAAAAGGAGAAGUGCAUGUGCCAUUUUAAAUUAAAGCCAUUGUGUAAAUGUGCCGAACUGUUUAAGAAAAUUGGUUCAAGUUCUUUUAAUGAAACAAUUAAUUCGAGUUUUCAUUUAAUAUUACAAAAUUAUUAUUAUUUGAAACUCGAUUCGUUAGACUUUCGUAAAAAAAAAAAAAAAAUUAGCCCGGUGUAUCUAAAAGAAAAACAAGAAUAGGCUUUAGAGGAAAAUUUCUGAUACUCUGAUUAUAAGAAGGAAAAAAAGUGAUAAUAUAUAAAAAGUUGUAGGUUAACCAUUUAAGUUCCUGGGUUUUCAAAACUUUGGUGCAAAUACUUCUAUUUUUUUUUAAAUCGAAUUAUAAUUAUUUGUUUUAUUGAAAAUCUCAGGAAUUUAAAAGAAUCGCGAAAAAAUGUCGAAAAUCAAAAAUGUAAAAAGAAGACUUACAUUGAUAUUCCUUGAAUUUUGAUAAAAAUUAAUUCAACCACUUAUUAUAUUAUUGUUAUUAAUUUUGAAUUAAUGUAUAUUUUUUAUUUCUUUCUUAUUAUAUAAAUGAGAAGUAUUUAUUUUUAUCUAUAAAAUAAGAAAAAAAAAACAUUAAAAAUAAUUGAAGAAAAAUGCAAAAUAAAUUUAAAUUACUUGAAUAAUGUUUUUUACAAAAUCAAGAAAUGUCAUUUCUAGUCUUUAGAAGAAGAAAAAGAACAGAGACUUUGUUAAAAAAAAAAUUGCUUAUCAUAGAGUGCAAAAAAGAGUAUUAUUAAAAGUACAUGUAAUAUUGUAUUUUUCAUCAAAAUAAUUACGAAUUUUUUUUUUUUUUAUAAUUUUAUUGAUAAAUUAUUAAUAGAAAAAAUUCAUAAUUGUUGAUAAAAAUCGACAAUUUUUUUUUUUAAAUAAAAAACGAAAGCUAAAAUGUGCCAAUGUGUUCAUAAAAAAAGAAAAUAAGAAAUAACGAGCAGACUCAAAAAAAAAAAAAAAAAAAAAAUAGAACCAUUUUAUUUAAAAAUUAAAUGUUUUCUUAGCUUAUAAGAAUUUUCUCACAGUUUUCAUAAAUUCAAGCACACUCAAAAAGAAGUUACAAGUUUUUAUAGUCUAAAGCACAGGGUAGAAAAUAAAGACUAACUGAUAAUAAUUAUAAAUUUCUAAAUUCAGUGACUCGACGCAAGUAAUGAAAAAAUAAAUAUUGCUCUCUGGAAAUUUUUUUCCUUUCAAUUGAAUAUUUUAUUAUUAAUACACGAAAAAUAUUAAUUAACAAAUUAAUGAUCAAUUAAUAUAAUAUUAAAAAUAUUGUUUUUUAAUUUUUUUUAUUACAUUGAUUAAAUUAUUUUUUAAUAAUUUAAAUGUUAUAAUAAUUAUUAAUAAUAAUGACUAAAAUUAAUUUUAUUAAAUAUUUAUUAUUAAUAAUAAUAAUAAUAUUGAAGAAACGAUUUUUUUUCUCCAAUUUUUGACGCGUCGAGUCUUGAUUAAAUCAAAAUAGAAAUCUCACAAUAUCAAACUCAAAUUUGACAUAACACUUGUUGUUUAAGUGCACACGAGGAAAGUCUUUGAACUACAGCAAAGCGAUUAUAUUAUAGAUAGCAAAAAAAAAAAAAAAAAAAAAUAGAA
Messenger RNA from Leptopilina boulardi, 4434 nucleotides. RefSeq lists its product as uncharacterized. Bases 482 to 2278 code for a protein of 598 amino acids. The transcript has 12 exons. Lineage: Eukaryota; Metazoa; Arthropoda; Insecta; Hymenoptera; Figitidae. The record is from RefSeq and is a predicted model, not a curated record. Gene Ontology annotation, biological process: nucleoside metabolic process. Gene Ontology annotation, molecular function: catalytic activity.